AUGCGCAUGGUUGAGAGGGACGAGGCAUCUCGCAUGGUUUACCAUAUGAUAAUUGCUGUGAUAUCAUAUAUAACUUUCUUCUAUAAUACGACGUUCCGAGAUACAGGAGCAGCAGAUGACACGUCAAUGACACUGAACAUGAUCGGAACAGUUGUAAUGAACAUGUCAGGACUAUUGCUUGGCUGUCUGUAUCUCUUCUUGCGAUCAAGCAGAUCCCCAACCGGCUGUUCUGAUGACGACAUUGAAGCGUCUCAGGGUUUCAGAAAAUGGGGUGAUGACCAGGAUCAAGAGCCUCCAACCCCUGGGUCUGCGAUGCUACAGCCUCUUGAUCUUCCCAAGCUGGCUCACAAGGCUGAAAGCAAAGAAGAUCUGACGCUGGACGACAGAGUGGAAGACAAAGUGUUUGGUGCACGCAAGGACUUCCUCAACCGUGGCCUGAAGCCCCUGCGAUUGGGAAGUAUGCGUAACUCAGGCGGUCUUCCAUCCACACCGAAGCCUGUACGGACAUCAUCAAAGGAGUCCAUAAAAAACUUCAAGAGGAGCAUGUACAGCAUUUUCCCCAAAGCCGAGCCACCUAAGUCGCCCAUCCUUUUGCCGACAACAACCUACAAAGAGUCUACACCCAAGAAAACACCGGCGCUUCAAAAUUUAGCUGACGAACUUCUUGCACCUCCUGCCCUCCGUCUUCCAGAUAAAAGAUUUCGGUCAAGUGGUGCUUCUAUGCUCUCAACUGCAACUGUGCAGAUUGGUCUGCGCCUUUCCAACAUCGGCGAUAUGCGCCCCGCCAAACCGGAGCUCAAGCUAGACACAAAUACAAACCAAGUGCACAACCUUGACUGCCCCAACAGUACAGUAAGGUUCUUCCCAAGAAAAACGAGUCCACUUGCCAUUGCCAUCGUCGAUGUCCCAGGCGAGGGCACUAGGUAUAAGAUUCAGGACAACUUUGAUGAGAGACUAUCCGAGAAGGAACUUCCACCAGUUCCUCUCAGCGCGGGUAUGAAUACUCCGCCGGAGACAACUCUCAGUUCCGCUGUAUAUAGCCCCCAGGAGAAAACGCCCGUCUCAGCCUCGCAUAAUCCCAGGGCUGGAUCAGCCAGUUCUUCGACAGGGCUCAAGAAGUAUGGGAGAGCCAAGCAGACUUGCCAGCCGUCAGAACUCCAGGGUCGUACCAGAGGUUGGCAGAAUGCAUAG
Fusarium musae is the source of this 1191-nucleotide messenger RNA. RefSeq lists its product as uncharacterized. The coding region runs from base 1 to 1191 and encodes 396 amino acids. The record is from RefSeq and is a predicted model, not a curated record. The transcript has 3 exons. NCBI's taxonomy places the organism in Eukaryota, Fungi, Ascomycota, Sordariomycetes, Hypocreales, Nectriaceae.